CAGUCAUAGGAAUUUGUAAAAAGAAAAUCUUUUAGAAAAUUUCUGUCGACCGACUCAUGCACACAAAGUCCGACAACCCCACCAACCUCUAAGACCCGCCUUUGUUUUCUCCUUUCCCUGUUUCAAACUUUCUAAGCUAAUUCAUAAUGCAAAUAUAAUAAAUAUAUACACAGAUUUGUUCUACAUACCUACUUACUUUAAAGUUUAAAAUAUUUUUUAAUUAUAUGUACAUAAAUAGUUUGAAUUCAAAUUGUACAUGUAAUGAUGUACUAACUAUUUAGUACUCCAUAUGUUUGAUCAACUUUGAGCUUCAUGUGAGUACAAACUGCAAAUUGGAAUAAAGUUUUCUUGUUAAGAAAAAUGAAGAUUAAAGACGGGACUUACAAGUCAAAUUCUGCUAGUUCAGUUGAGUAUCUGUUGACUACUGAUCGUCAGAAGUUGCACCAUCGCCGGCAGAAAACAAGAACUCCGGUGGCCGGAGGUCGGAGGAGGGUAAACGGUGGAAGUGGGUCACCCAAUCGAUUCGUGCUAAGCAAGUUUAAGGAAAAAGAUGAGGCAGGGGUGGGCGUCUCUGCUAGGAAGCUCGCCGCUGGCCUGUGGCAUUUGGCGGCGGAGUUCACCGCUGGUGGCGGUGGCGUGAAGCGGCAGUGUGGUUUGAUUCAUCCGCUCCACUCUUGGACACCAAUCACUAGAUCCGCAACGGAGAGAGCUACAAAGUGGGAUCCUGGCCACUUAAAAAUGUCCAGAGAAGUUAAACAUUCCAAUGGCCUUGUAAAGCUUUAUAAAAGUCAACAUACUGCUACUACCUCAGUUGCUUCUGCCUUACAUGUUGAACUAAUAAGAGCGCGGAAUUGCAUUCAAGAGCUAGAAGCUAAGAGGGGGCGCCUUAAAAAGAAAUACAAACACUUAGUGAGGAAGCUGGAAGAAGAAAGAAUCUCAUGGAUGAGAAGAGAACAGCGGAAGAUGCAUUCAGUAAUUGAUGGCUUAAAAGAUGAUUUAAGAAGAGAAAGAAGUAAUUGUAAACGACUGGAUUUUGUUAAUUCCAAAAUGCUGGUUGAUGUAGCUGAUUUAAAGGUAUCGUCCAGACAAUAUAUGCACGAUUAUGAGAAAGAAAGAAAAUCAAGAGAAUUACUGGAGGAUGUGUGCAACGAGCUAGUCAAGGAGAUUGAAGAAGACAAAACUGAAAUUGAAGCUUUGAAGAGCGAAAAUGCCAGGCUUGGCGAGGAAGUGGAAGAAGAAAGAAAAAUGCUGCAAUUGGCUGAGGUUUGGCGUGAAGAACGGGUUCAAAUGAAGCUGAUGGAUGCGAAACUACUUUUAGAAGAAAAAUAUAGCCUGAUGAGUAAUCUUAUAUCAGAACUUCAGAGCUUUUUGAGAUCUAACAAUGUAACUGUGGAUGUGACUAGCUUAAGUGAAACACAGGUGGUCAAGGAGGUUGUUGACUCAUUGAACAUCCAAGAAAUAAAUGAGUUCUCUUCUGGCUCUCCAAUAUCAAGUGACAUAUAUACAACUAAAGAGGAUACUAUUAUCGUUGAAGCUAAAAAAUUGGGAACUAAUCAGUGCACUGAUUAUAGCAUUCCUAGCCAUUCCUCUACAGUCCAUAUUGUUGGUACUGAGAGUAAAAGAUGUGAUACAAACCACAGCAGUGAGUGUUUGAAUGGCUUUCUUGAUCAAGGCGAGAGUUGCAAAGAUGCAAGUGGGAGGAGUACAGUGACCCACGUCGAAGAUCAGUUUUCAAACUACACUUUUGGUGAAACUGAGCAUUCUGUGAAUGGUAUUGACGGAGGCAGAUAUAUUUUUAGUGGCAAAGUGAAUCAUGAGAAAAACACCGGUCAAUCGAGUUCUAUGGAUUUUGAGACCAGUGAAAUCUCCUCGGUACCUCCAAAGCAAUCAAAGAAGAAAGGAUCCUCUUUUCGCAAAUUUUGGAGAUCCUCACUGUCAAAUGAUGAGUACUGCAAGACAAUCUCAUUUGAUGAGAUUGGAAGACUUCCAAAUGGAGCAGCAUCUAAUGUGGAUGUUAUUUCUUCAGAGACUGUACCAGCUGAAAGGCCAUUAGCAUACCAAGAUAUUGAGAAUCAUUGCUGCUCUGAUGGCCCAAGAAAUCUGCACAUUGUUCAAGCCAUGAAAGGUUGUAUUGAAUGGCCAAGGGGAAUCCCAAAGUAUGGUUUGAAGUCCAAGCUUUUGGAAGCAAGAUUUGAAAGCCAAAAAUCGUAAUUGUGCAAUGUACUUAACGCAUGAAUUAGGCGGAGGAUGGCUUCAGUUUGCUGCUUACUGAGGUAAUUAUACAAAUUUCAGGAAUAUCAUGAACUAAUAGUUUCACAUGGGGCAUUAGAGCGCAGCUUUAACAGUUUUAUUUCUUCUUAGCUGCCUCUUAAGGAUUUCGAUGUGGUUCAUUUUUUCAAUGAACUUCCAGAUAUCAUCAAAUUGUAUCCUCCCCAAAGUUAUAUGUUACUUUCAUCUUGUA
Nicotiana attenuata is the source of this 2461-nucleotide messenger RNA. RefSeq lists its product as uncharacterized. The coding region runs from base 361 to 2211 and encodes 616 amino acids. The transcript is spliced from 2 exons. The record is from RefSeq and is a predicted model, not a curated record. NCBI's taxonomy places the organism in Eukaryota, Viridiplantae, Streptophyta, Magnoliopsida, Solanales, Solanaceae.